CCCCGCAGGGCUGGAUAAGGCCCGGAAAUCCCAGUUGUCCCAGUGGGAGUGGGGCUGUUGGUGCUGGGUGAGAUGCGGGGCAAGGACGAUGAGUACGAUUACCUCUUCAAAGUUGUGCUCAUCGGGGACUCUGGGGUGGGGAAGAGCAACCUGCUGUCACGCUUCACCCGCAAUGAGUUCAACCUGGAGAGCAAGAGCACCAUCGGGGUGGAGUUUGCCACAAGGAGCAUCCAGGUGGACAACAAGACCGUGAAGGCUCAGAUCUGGGACACGGCCGGGCAGGAGCGGUACCGGGCCAUCACCUCAGCGUACUACCGGGGGGCGGUGGGAGCUCUGCUCGUCUACGACAUCGCCAAGUACCUGACGUACGAGAACGCCGAGCGCUGGCUGAAGGAGCUGCAGGACCACGCUGAUGCCAACAUUGUCAUCAUGCUGGUGGGCAACAAGAGCGACCUGCGGCACCUGCGGGCCGUGCCCACCGAUGAGGCCAGGAGCUUUGCAGAGAAGAACGGGCUGUCCUUCCUUGAGACGUCUGCUCUGGAUUCCACCAACGUGGAGACGGCUUUCCACAACAUCCUCUCGGAGAUCUACCGCAUCGUGUCACAGAGGCAGAUCACUGGGCAGCCGGAGUCAGAGUUUGGCCCCGCCACGACCAUCGAGCCCAUCCGGGUGCUGCCCACGCAGCAGGAGGGCAGGCAGGCACCCUGCUGCCAGAACAUCUGAGCCCCUUGGGGUGCCCCCACCCUGACACCCCCACCACCACCCAGCAUGUGCUGGCAUUGCGUUUCUCACCCUCUACCUCUGCUCACUGCAGCUCCCCAGAACGGGUCGGGCUUCUGCACGGCUGCUCUUGUGUGCACCAUCAUGCUGCCUGCGUGUUGCUCUCCCUGUGUUUAUGUAGGACCUACACAAACUGGGAGGGUGGGGAGGGGAGCAUCAGAGUCUCUCCAUUCUCUUCCCGUGGUUUGGGACAUGCCAUCCCCUCGUGUCCCUGCUUCCCCCAGCCCUGAAGGUGCCAUCACUGGGUGACUCAGGGUGGCACUGAACAAGCCCAAACAUCGUGACUCCCUCGUUUGGUGCCACAUUUUUGUGGCACCUCUGGGUGCAGCCCUUCAGGGUGGGGUGCGCAGGGGGAACGCACUGGGUGCACCUUUGUCUUGCCCGGUGAAGCGAGCAACAACAACAGCCGGUUGUACCCAGCCCUGCCCCUUUGACACCGAGGGCUGGGUGUGCCUCUGGGUGCUGAGGGACACCCCAGUGUGGGAUGGGGGCGGUGACUCCCCGCUCAUGCCCGGAGGGACCCCAGUCCAGGGAGACUGGAGCAGGGAUCCGGGGGGGUAUAGCCUUUGGGGGGGACCCUGAGGAGGGGACAAGGGGGUCCCAGGGCUUUGAUUGGCUGAGGGCAGGGAUAGGGUGCUGAGGGGGGGCACCUGGUCCCUCUGCACGUCUCCCCGGGUGGUGGCACGCAGGGCUCUGGGCUGCGAGGAGCCUCCCGUGGGACGUGAGCCCGCUCCACGCUCGUGGCCAGUGACAGCGUGGCCUGGGCUGGGGACGUGGCUGCCACUAGAUGGGGUGGCUGCUGCACCUGCGGGGGGGGCAGGGACCCCUUCCCCUGCCUGGGGGACAGCCGGCACCUCCCGGGGUGGGCACAGCACCCUGCCGAGCCCAGUGCCACUCUCAGGGGUGAUUGGCAGCUGUCAAUCAACAGGGGCGUGCAGGGGCUGCGGCGGCUUUCCUGGGACAGCCAGUCCCUUCCCAUUGACCCCGGUGCUGGGAGCGUGUCCCCCAUCGCAGUGGGGGGGUUUUUUGGGGGGGUGUGUGUCUCUGUCUCUCUAUGGCUGCCCCCGGUCACCCCAUCUCACUUGGCUCUGCCGGCAGGAUCUGUGCCAGGGUCUUGCCCUGGGGCGCGAUUUAUUGAUGAAACAGGAAUUUGGGCAAAAUCCCCAAAUAAAGUUGCUGCUGGAGGCUC
This is a messenger RNA of Grus americana (Whooping crane), 1969 nucleotides long. RefSeq names its product ras-related protein Rab-11A-like. The coding region runs from base 73 to 723 and encodes 216 amino acids. Gene Ontology annotation, molecular function: GTPase activity; GTP binding. Lineage: Eukaryota; Metazoa; Chordata; Aves; Gruiformes; Gruidae. The record is from RefSeq and is a predicted model, not a curated record. The transcript has 5 exons. Gene Ontology annotation, biological process: constitutive secretory pathway; regulated exocytosis. Gene Ontology annotation, cellular component: recycling endosome.